AAGGUCAGAAUAAACAGCAGGCAGGGGGUCAUUUAGAGAGUUUAUAAAGCUUAUUGUGUUUGGAGGAAUAGACUGACGAGAAAAACUGCAACAAACGGUUACAUUUUAGGUCCUGAAAUCGACUCAGUCAAUUGUUGAAAAUGACAGCUGUGGUGUUUGUGGGUGUAGUGCUCCCCCUGCUGGUGGGCAGUGUCUCUGUUACUCAGGGGCAGCUUCCUGUGGAUUGCUCUGAUAUCUAUAAUCAGGGACAGACCCUCAGUGGGCUGUACAGCAUCUACCCUACAGGAGAAUCACCUGUGCAGGUGUACUGUGACAUGGGCAGUGAAGGAAGCCUACCACAGGAUGGGAAGUGGACGGUGUUCCAGAGAAGAAUGGAUGGCAGUGUGAAUUUCUACAGGCCGUGGGAGCAGUACAAGAAAGGCUUUGGCAACAAAUAUGGAGAAUACUGGCUGGGACUGGAGAACCUCUAUCAGCUCACCCUCAAGAGAAAAUAUGAGCUGAAGGUGGACUUGCAGGACUUUGCGGGAGGAAAGGCUUAUGCCAGGUACACAACCUUCUCCGUGGAAUCCGAAGUCAAUGGAUACAAACUCCAUGUUAGUGGCUUCAUCAAUGGAGGAGCAGGUGAUGCUCUGCAAGGACACUCUGGAAUGAAGUUCUCCACCUUUGAUAAGGACCAGGACACCUGGAGUGGUAACUGUGCUAAAUUACAUCUCGGUGCGUUCUGGUACGGCACUUGCCACCAUGCAAACCCCAAUGGAAUAUACCUUUGGGGAAAGGACCCCACCCUUUUUGCCAUUGGAAAUGUGUGGAAUCAAUGGAAAGACUAUGACUAUGGUCUGAAGUUCAUCAGUAUGAAGAUCAGACCUGUGUGUGAGAACCUGUGAUAAUAGUGUUGCGGUGUAUUCCUGAGAAGAGCAAUAAAAAGUUUAAUAAUUUAUCCUGUUAGCAGCCUAGUAAUUUCAUUCAGGGCACCACAAUUACAACACAGAUUCAUGUUAUAUACAACUCUGGGAAAAAAUAAGAGAGCACUUAAAAAUGAUGAGUUUCUUUGAUUUUACCAAAUUGAAAACCUCUGGAAUAUAAUGAAGAGGAAGAUGGAUGAUCACAAACCAUCAAACCACC
Messenger RNA from Astyanax mexicanus (Mexican tetra), 1122 nucleotides. Its product is annotated as microfibril-associated glycoprotein 4-like. Bases 141 to 884 code for a protein of 247 amino acids. The record is from RefSeq and is a predicted model, not a curated record. Gene Ontology annotation, biological process: elastic fiber assembly. The transcript has 7 exons. NCBI's taxonomy places the organism in Eukaryota, Metazoa, Chordata, Actinopteri, Characiformes, Acestrorhamphidae.